This is a messenger RNA of Cyclocybe aegerita, 1728 nucleotides long. Lineage: Eukaryota; Fungi; Basidiomycota; Agaricomycetes; Agaricales; Hemipholiotaceae. The record is from the annotation of a GenBank genome assembly.
AUGCUGGAGUUCCUCCAAGCCUCCUGGGGUGUCUUACUCGCAUCCGUUUUCUCUGUGGUGGACAAGAACCGGCCAGUUACGGACAUAUGGCGGCAGUUAAACACAACCAUCGGUGGUCGCCUGGCCACAUCCAACCCUUGGCCCCAGCCUUGUUUUUCGUCCAUCAACGGACGGCCCACACAUAACGAUUCGAGUCAGUGUGGGACAGUCUGCCAAAACUACUUCAACCAGCAUAUCGCACGAAGCGACGUUUUCGCAGGAUACAGUGCCACCAAUUUCGAUAUGUGCAUGUCCAACGGUGACCAAUGCCACCUCGACUUCAUGAAUCCCAGCAACCCUCUUGCAUUCUCCCCGCCGGCUGAUUGUAGGCAAGGAAGCAUACCGAGUUACUAUAUUGAUGUCCAAGGAAAGGACGAUGUUAUCGCGGCGUUUGAUUUCGCCAGGAAGAGCGGAGUACCGCUGGUUAUUAAAAAUACUGGGCACGACUUCAAAGGACGGAGCUCAGGACCUGGUUCGUUAGCUUUGUGGAUGCACAGCAUGAAAUACAUUCACCAUGCACCUGAAUUCGUGGCCGAUGGUUGCCCAACCUCCGAUGCCCAUAACGCUGUUACCUUUGGGGCUGGUCAACAAUUUGAAGAAAUAUUCCAACACCUUGAUAAACUCGGGUUACAAAUGGUCGGAGGGUCGGAUCAAUCUGUCGGAGCUGCUGGAGGAUGGGCUCAGGGAGGUGGCCAUUCAUCGCUAACGCCAACGUACGGACUCGGCGCAGAUCGGACACUGCAGUACAAGGUCGUGACCCCUGACGGCGUAGCACGCAUCGCUAAUGCAUGCCAAAACGAAGACCUUUUCUGGGCCCUACGCGGAGGGGGCGGCGGGACCUUCGGCGUUGUGCUUGAGGCGACGAUGAUGGUGUCUGAAGUUGAAUCCUAUAGAGUAGCAAACAUCAAUUGGCCGCCUACUACUCCGAAUCUCAAGCAAGUCCUCGAGAUCUUCCUUGACAAUGCCACGAACUUCGCUCUCCAAGGCUGGGGUGGCUAUGUCACAAUUACGACUGGAAAUAUCAUACUUAUGACCCCUCGACUCAAUCUCAAAGAGGCAGAAGAGGCAAUGCACGCCCUCAUCGAGCUUACGACCCAACUCGGUGGCGUGUCGACCGUCACUGAAGUACCGACUUUCUUGAGUUGGUUUGAUAAUUACGUUAGAGGAAUGGCUGGCGCGCAGGCUCUUGUCGGUCUUCCAAUCGCUAUGGCUUCACGCUUAGUUCCUCAGAAGAACCAUGCGACGUCAGAGGGUCGUGCGGAGCUCCUCGAAGCCCUUUCCUCCGCCUUCGGCCUCUCGGUCUUUUCCCAGAUCCAUUUUACGAGUCCUUACGGGUUCACUGGGAGCGACGGAAGUGAUACGAGCGUCAAUCCCGUUUGGCGGACGUCCUUGUAUCAGGUCAUCGUUGUGAACUCGUGGUUAUUCGACUCCACGCUAGAGCAGCGUAAAGAAGCUUAUGCUCAAACGACAAAGUCCAUCAACUACUUGCGUGAUAUCACACCAGACUCCGGCGCAUACCACAAUGAAGCCGAUAUUCACGAACCAAACUAUGGACACUCGUUCUACAAUACAAACUACGUCAGGUUGCUUGAAAUCAAAAACAAAUACGAUCCUGACCACAUCUUGGACUGCUGGCAAUGCGUUGGUUGGCAGGGCCCAUCGCGUCCGCGAUACUCGUGUUAUAUUUGA